AUGACUCUCACGAAGAAUGCACACCGAUAUUUAGAGAGUAGGCCCCGACAGAGAGGCCUUACUCCCGUGAGGUGUGUUGGGUUUCCCUCGAAAAAAGGACCAAAUGCUGGGAUACCAUUCAUCCCAAUACCAAGUGUUGUUCUCACAAGAAUAAACAACAUACUACCCGCUAUUAGUGUUAAUGAAGCGGGUGCCGACAAUAUAGGCCCUGUAGACUCUAGCGUUCCAUCUACAUCUGGUUCUGGGCCCUGUAUCGUUACACCAGAUACUGCAGGCCCGACGCCCACUGUCCCCCAUACUUGUGUGGACAUUAAUGGCGUGCGCAGAGUGCCUAUAGGGAAAGGCAAGGCCAAAACUCGGCUCAGAAAGGCGACGAUGCCUAAGAGGCGUAGUGGAAUCACUGUUCCACGGGUCCCGCCGCCACAAGAGACUACCCCGAGACGUAGGAAACGCAAAAACCAAGUGCGGAAGGACAUUAAGUAUCUCCAGAAGACCACCCACACCCUUAUUAAGAAGUUACCGUUCCAGAGAUUAGUCCGAGAGAUAGCCCCAGACUAUAUGGUGGGUGUCCGCUUCCAAUCAGCGGCUAUCGGUGCCUUGCAGGCCACUAUAGAGAGUUACAUAACGGACUUGUUUACCGAUGCGGGCCUCCUAGCGAAACACGCGGGCCGAGUAACUGUUAUGCCUAAGGAUAUCCAAGUGGCCCGACGAUUAAAUAACAAUCAAAACCUAUUGUAUUAA
Medioppia subpectinata is the source of this 741-nucleotide messenger RNA. Lineage: Eukaryota; Metazoa; Arthropoda; Arachnida; Sarcoptiformes; Oppiidae. The record is from the annotation of a GenBank genome assembly.